Molecule: messenger RNA, 1251 nt
Organism: Parnassius mnemosyne (clouded apollo)
Lineage: Eukaryota; Metazoa; Arthropoda; Insecta; Lepidoptera; Papilionidae
Source: the annotation of a GenBank genome assembly
AUGAUAGUGCAAGUAUCCAACAUGUCCGCCUUGACGUACGAAGAUAAUUCCACUGAUAGUGAGUACACGCCGUAUGAAGAUCGACUUGAGACGUACAUAGUGCCAGUUAUCUUCGCAAUCAUUUUCAUCGUGGGCGUCCUCGGCAACGGAACCCUUGUCAUUGUCUAUAUCAGACACAGGGGCAUGAGGAAUGCCCCAAACACGUACAUAUUUUCCCUGGCAUUGGCUGACUUGCUAGUAAUUCUUAUUUGUGUGCCAUUUGUAUCCAUAAUUUACACACUGGAAUCAUGGCCUUGGGGCGAAGCAAUCUGCAGGAUAUCUGAAGCGGGAAAAGAUAUCAGCAUAGGAGUAUCAGUCUUUACACUAACUGCUUUAUCCGCUGAGCGAUACUGUGCGAUAGUGAAUCCAUUUAGAAAACUUCAACUAAGGAAACUACCAUUCGUAUGUGCAACAUUAAUUUGGGCAGCGGCUCUUAUCUUCGCCACACCAGCCGCCGUAUUCUCGAAUACAGUAACGAUGAAUCUACACAACAACAUGACCAUUGUCUACUGCACUCCCUAUCCUCAGGGUUGGAAGCAUUAUCCUAAAUGGAUGACUCUGGCAAAAGCAAUUAUAUACUACGGUUUACCGCUACUCAUAAUUGCAAUCUUCUACUCCUUAAUGGCUCAACGUUUAUUAGCAAGUACCAGAGAAAUGCCUGGUGCUUUGCAUGGCGGGCAAGGAGAAGCACAAGCUAAGGCAAGAAAGUCUGUUGCUCUAAUGGUAUUAAUCUUUGUUAUAGUAUUCUUUAUAUGUUUCCUGCCAUAUCACGCUUUUGAAUUGUGGUUUCAUUUAUCGCCGACUGCUCAAUCUGACUACAACGAUUGGACGCACGCAUUGAGGAUAAUAGGAUUCUGUUUGAGUUUCCUGAAUUCCUGCGUCAAUCCUGUUGCCUUAUACUGUGUUAGUGGUGUAUUCAGGCAACAUUUUAAUCGAUAUCUAUGCUGUCGCCGAGGUUCAUUACACCCAACAUGCAGUUCUCGUCUGUCAAGGACUGCUAUAUGUGAAACUUCAUUUAGAAGCACUCAUAGACACAGAUGCAACAGGAAUCCAACAGAAAGCGUUGUAAUUUCUAACUAUGAUUACGGUAAUACUAAAAAGAAGAAUAACAUAAUAUCAAGGAACAGUGCUGAUGGCGUUACGAUUAUGACAAUCAGGGACUCCAACGAUUUUCUUACCUGCGAUAUUAAUGAAAAAUGCAUUAACAGAUAG